AUGGCCACUCCUCCAAUCGCGCCGAACCCGGGAGCUUCGCCAGAAGAUCAGCAUGCGUCGAAAUAUAUCACGGAAACAGCCUUGCCCAAGAACGCCACGUUUCUGUCAGCAGAGCAUUUUGGGCUGAGCGCAUACACCAUUACUGGGAGGCUCAUUGCUGUCGAGCCAGAUGGCACUGAGAAAACGUACUUCCUGAAGGUGGCGUUCGAAGAACAUGGGCGCAUCAUGCUUAACGGCGAAUUUGUGUCGUCCAACAUGAUCUACAAGCUAAUGCCAGACUUCAUUCCUCAACCCUUCGGGUUUGGAACCUAUAAAUGGAAGGAACAAGACGCGUAUUUCAACUUGUCAGAAUUCGUUGACAUGGACGUGACCAAGGAGCCGGAUCCUGCAGAAUUCACCGCUAGGCUAGCCAAGAUGCACAAAUCAAGUCAAUCGCCCACCGGCAAGUUUGGAUUCCCCGUCAAGACGUGCGAUGGUAAAACGGCCCAUACAGUGGACUGGGAAGAGAGCUGGUCAGUUUUCUUCCGCAAACUGUUUCUCGGCGUUUGCAAGCUUGACCUCGAAGCGAAUGGACCCUGGCCUGAACUUGAACGUGCCACGGAACAGGUGGCGAGUAAAGUCAUUCCUCGUCUGCUAGACAACUUGCGGACUCGUGAGGGAGACACAAUCAAGCCGUGUAUUAUCCACGGCGAUCUUUGGGAAGGAAAUAUGGGCGUAAACAACAAAACCGGCGUUACCUUGCUGUUCGAUGCUGGCUCUUACUUUGCGCAUAACGAGAUGGAACUGGGACAUUGGCGGUGCGAAUUUAGCUCCGUGUUCCGAAAGAAAGAGUAUACAGAGCACUACCUCAGAAACUAUCCUGCUGCCCACCCCAUCGACGAGUUUGAUGACCGCAACAGGCUUUAUAGUCUAAAGGGGGCCAUCAACUACUCUGCUGGUCAUCUAGGGAGUAGCUUGAGGAAAACGUAUGGGCCCGAUGAAGUCUAG
Molecule: messenger RNA, 987 nt
Organism: Scedosporium apiospermum
Lineage: Eukaryota; Fungi; Ascomycota; Sordariomycetes; Microascales; Microascaceae
Exons: 3
Coding region: 1-987 (328 amino acids)
Source: RefSeq, a predicted model, not a curated record